AUGUACAGGAGUGCAUGCUUAAGAUUGUUAUCUUUGAAAUUUAUUAAAGAAAGUUCUCACCGCUGUGAACCUUACAAAUUGAUAAAUGAUGCCGUUAAGAAUGCAAGAACCCUGUCUUUAUCGGCUUUAAACUAUAAGAAAAGAAAAAGUCCUGAAGAGAGGGCAGUAGAAAACCAAGGACGCAGAGUCAUUAGAUAUGCACCAAAGGCAGGCACAGAAGUAGUGGGAAUCUGGAGAAAUAUGACGGUGCAGGAAAUCGCAGAUGUCCUUAAAAAAGAUGUGGAUCAUGUCUUCAAGGCCUUAGAAUUUGCUGACAAAGACUCCGAAGUGGUAUAUACACGAAACACAGUUAUCCACAACCCACAGAUAGUCAGAGAUGUGGUCAAGAUAUCAGGUUGCAGAUUCAAGAUUAUUGCCAAACCUGAAGAUAGAAUUGAAGAGGAGGAAAACAAAGAUGCAAUGCCUGCGCCACCCGCCCCUCCAGAGGCCCUUCGCCCUCGUCCCCCCGUCGUUUGCGUUAUGGGACAUGUGGACCAUGGGAAAACUACCCUCUUAGAUGCUCUGAGAGAUACUUCGGUGGUAGACACUGAAUUUGGUGGUAUCACACAACAUAUUGGUGCUUUUGAAGUUCAGCUGUCUUCGGGUGACAAGGUAACAUUCCUAGAUACACCUGGUCAUGCAGCGUUCAGUGCUAUGAGGUCUCGGGGUGCCCAAGCCACGGAUAUCGUGGUGUUGGUGGUGGCCGCUGAUGACGGUGUUAUGGAGCAGACGGUUCAGUCUAUACGCAUGGCUAGAGCGGCUAAUGUUCCAAUAUUGGUGGCCAUCAACAAAGUGGAUAAGCCAGGUGUAAACAUUGAGCGUACAAUGAAAUCCCUAGCGCAACACGGCGUCGUCUGUGAGGCUUUAGGAGGUGAUGUCCAGGCGAUAGCCGUGUCCGCUCUGAAGAAACUUCACUUGGAUACGCUGGUAGAAGCCCUGACGCUACAAGCGCAGUUAAUGGACCUACGUGCUGACCCUGGAGACUACGUGGAAGGUGUUGUGAUUGAAAGCCAAGUGGAUCCAAGAACUGGGAAACAAGCAACCGUGUUAGUGCAGCGUGGUACAUUACGACGGGGCUGUGUGAUUGUCGCUGGCACUGGGUGGGGAGAAAGUAAGGUUCGAAUGCUCAAAACUGCUGAAGGUGGCUCUGUAGAAGAAGCCGGUCCGUCAGCCCCCGUAUCUGUUCUGGGAUGGCGCGAAUUGCCCGCUGCAGGAGACCUUGUACUAGAAGUACCGUCAGAGAAAAGAGCUAACGAAGUGAUGCGCUGGCGUCACAGCCAGCGCAUGAAGGAGAAGCAGGCUGAGGACCUGGAAGUCAUCACGGCGAAGGAAGCGGAGCACAAAGCGGUCUACAAGCAGCAGCUGCAGCAGAAGCGAGCAAUCGGUCGCUUCCGGGUGAAGCCGAAGGGACCGCGCGACAAGAUGAUACAGCACGACGACCAUCCCACGCUCAGUGUCAUCGUCAAAGGUGACGUGGACGGCUCCGUGGAGGCAAUUCUAGACAUUUUGGAGACGUAUGAUGAACAUCAAACCGUGCGAUUGGACCUCGUCCACUUUGGAGUGGGACAAGUUACUCACAACGACCUGGAGAUAGCGCAAGCGUUCAACGCGGAGGAAGAACUCAUUGGUGAAGCGAAGGUCCUCCAGCAAUUCCUGGUCUCGGAAGGCAGAAAGAAGGUGCCAGUGGCCGGGUGUCGUUGCACCAAAGGGACGUUGCAGAGACAAGCGUUAUACAAAGUUAUACGGAAUGACCAAGUCGUUUACCAAGGCAAACUAGCAUCAAUGAAGCACUUAAAGGACGAAGUCGCAUCGAUAAAGAACGACACGGAGUGCGGCCUCCGCUUCGACGAUAUCAACUUUGCCGUAGAGCCGGGAGACGUUAUCGUCUGUUACAAACUCGUUGACGUCAAGCACACCACCCAAUGGGAUCCCGGGUUUUAG
Molecule: messenger RNA, 1980 nt
Organism: Leptosia nina
Lineage: Eukaryota; Metazoa; Arthropoda; Insecta; Lepidoptera; Pieridae
Source: the annotation of a GenBank genome assembly